CCUUUCUCUCUGUAUCUCUCUCUAUAUAAUCUCUCCCUCCAUCCAACCCUCCCUAAAUCCCAGCAUUUUGCAUUUCUCCCCCAAACCAAAUCCCGAAUUCCACUCUCACAAUCAGAUUAAGAUCUGCUUCCCCGCUUCUCCUUUCUUGGAUAAUUGGGUUGUUGGGUCUUGUUUGGUGGCAGUUUGGUUGGCACAUUGCGCAGGGAUCUGUUUGGUAACCAUAUCUGCAUAUCUGUUUGGCAUUAGAAGCCGGAGGUUGCCUUGACCCGAAAACCAUGGCCACUGGACAACUUUUUUCGCGCACCACUCAGGCGCUGUUCUACAACUACAAGCAGCUCCCAAUCCAGCGCAUGCUCGAUUUUGACUUCCUUUGCGGGAGGGAAACACCUUCGGUUGCUGGAAUCAUUAACCCCGGUUCCGAGGGAUUUCAGAAGCUCUUUUUCGGUCAGGAGGAAAUCGCCAUACCAGUGCACUCAAACAUUGAAGCAUCUUGCGCUGCUCAUCCUACUGCCGAUGUCUUCAUUAACUUUGCUUCAUACAGAAGUGCUGCUGCUUCUUCCAUGGCUGCUCUGAAGCAACCAACCAUUCGAGUUGUGGCAAUCAUUGCUGAAGGUGUUCCUGAGUCAGACACUAAGCAGUUGAUCGCAUAUGCACGGGCAAACAACAAGGUUGUCAUUGGCCCAGCUACUGUUGGAGGAAUUCAAGCUGGGGCUUUUAAGAUCGGUGACACUGCUGGAACUAUUGAUAACAUUAUUCACUGCAAGCUAUACAGGCCCGGAUCUGUUGGUUUUGUCUCCAAAUCUGGUGGCAUGUCUAAUGAGUUAUACAAUACUGUAGCUCGUGUAACAGAUGGACUUUAUGAAGGUAUUGCUAUUGGAGGUGAUGUGUUCCCAGGUUCUACUCUUUCUGACCAUGUUCUGCGGUUUAACAAUAUCCCCCAGGUUAAACUUAUUGUUGUUCUUGGAGAACUUGGCGGGAGAGACGAGUAUUCUUUAGUUGAAGCUUUGAAACAGGGAAAAGUUACCAAACCAGUGGUUGCUUGGGUUAGUGGAACUUGUGCAAGGCUUUUCAAAUCCGAAGUACAGUUUGGUCAUGCUGGCGCAAAAAGUGGUGGUGAGAUGGAAUCUGCACAAGCAAAGAAUCAAGCCUUGAGGGAUGCUGGUGCUGUUGUUCCCAGUUCAUAUGAAGCUCUGGAAACUGCUAUCAAGGAAACAUUUGAAAAACUGGUUGAGCAAGGCAAGAUUGCACCAGUCAAGGAAUUCAAGCCUCCACAAAUCCCUGAAGAUCUUAACUCUGCAAUUAAGAGCGGAAAAGUUCGUGCUCCAACUCAUAUUAUAUCCACUAUCUCCGAUGACAGAGGUGAGGAACCAUGCUAUGGUGGUGUACCUAUGUCUUCCAUUGUUGAGCAGGGUUAUGGUGUGGGUGAUGUUAUCUCUCUUUUGUGGUUCAAGCGCAGCCUUCCCAGUUACUGUACUAAAUUUAUCGAGAUUUGCAUCAUGUUAUGUGCCGACCAUGGUCCUUGCGUCUCUGGUGCUCACAACACAAUAGUAACUGCUAGGGCUGGCAAGGAUCUUGUUUCCAGCCUUGUUGCAGGUUUGCUCACAAUUGGACCACGAUUUGGUGGUGCCGUUGAUGACGCUGCUCGUUACUUCAAGGAUGCAUAUGACAGGAACCUUACACCUUAUGAAUUUGUCGAAAGUAUGAAGAAGAAGGGCAUUCGCGUGCCAGGGAUUGGGCACAGGAUCAAGAGAGGGGACAACAGAGAUAAGAGAGUAGAGCUUCUACAAGCGUUUGCACGCACUAAUUUCCCUUCUGUCAAGUACAUGGAAUAUGCCGUUCAAGUUGAAACCUACACACUCUCAAAGGCUAACAACCUGGUCCUCAACGUUGAUGGCGCAAUUGGAACCUUAUUCUUGGAUCUUCUUGCUGGCAGUGGAAUGUUCACCAAGCCAGAGAUUGACGAGAUUGUUGAGAUUGGAUAUCUGAAUGGGCUCUUCGUGCUGGCACGUUCUAUUGGUUUGAUUGGGCACACAUUCGACCAAAAGAGGUUGAAGCAGCCCCUAUACCGCCACCCAUGGGAGGACGUUCUAUACACCAAGUGAGAAAAUAUCGGAUAGCAGGUGCAAAACCCGGACUACCUGCUUGCGGACGAGCAUUGUUGUUUUCAAGGUUCUCAAGUCUACGAUGUCGCCGGAGAUGAUUAUUGUUCAGUUGUUAAAAUAGUGUUUUGUAUGAGUAAUGCUGGAGCUGGUAAGUCUGUAUCGAAAGUUCAUAAAAAGGGAGAACCCUCGAUCAUUUUACUAAGCAAAAGUUAUGUUUUCGCUUAAAUUUCUUGGAUUCACUUUCUGGUUUUAGGAGAGAACGUAGAUUGUAGAGCAGCUGGGAAUUGGAUGUAUCAUGAAUACGCGCAAUUGUUCUCUCGAUAAAAAAACGAAUAAAUACAAAUAUGUCCCUAUA
This is a messenger RNA of Pyrus x bretschneideri (Chinese white pear), 2457 nucleotides long. RefSeq names its product ATP-citrate synthase beta chain protein 2. Gene Ontology annotation, molecular function: ATP citrate synthase activity. The transcript is spliced from 18 exons. The record is from RefSeq and is a predicted model, not a curated record. Lineage: Eukaryota; Viridiplantae; Streptophyta; Magnoliopsida; Rosales; Rosaceae. Gene Ontology annotation, biological process: acetyl-CoA biosynthetic process; fatty acid biosynthetic process; tricarboxylic acid cycle. Gene Ontology annotation, cellular component: cytosol. Bases 276 to 2102 code for a protein of 608 amino acids.